AUGAUUAAUAAUAAAUUUGAUGAUGAUCUAGAUGAAUUAUUAAAUGAUAUCAAUUCAGCUAUGGAUUAACCAUAAAAAAAUCCAGUUUCAUAUUAAAUCUAUUAGCCAUUAGCUAAUUAAAAUUAAUAAUAAAAAAGGAAAUGCUUAUCGCCUCAAAUUGGAAAUCAAUCUUAACUACGCAUUUGCUCUAAUCUUAGAUGUAUAAAAUGUGAUCUUCAAGUUAAAUGUCAUAUAAACAAAAAAUGGAACAAGGAUGUGGAUUAUUUGAUAUUCAGAAACUACUUUAACAAUAUGUCAAUGUUAUCAAAAUAUUUAACAGAGGAUAAUCAAUUUAAUGCCUAUAAUUGUUAAUGCACCAAUGUAAAUGCUCUUGAAUCAAUUUCUGCACCAUAAAAUUGGGUAUGUUCAGGUCAUACAAUUUGA
Molecule: messenger RNA, 423 nt
Organism: Paramecium sonneborni
Lineage: Eukaryota; Ciliophora; Oligohymenophorea; Peniculida; Parameciidae
Source: the annotation of a GenBank genome assembly